AGGAUGAAUGGGCCUUAAAAAAUCGAAACAUCAUAACAUUUACACAAGGCGCCAAAAUUUCAAACGCCACGUGUUUUUUUUGUCUUUUUAGUAAAUUGACGAACGAUCGGUGUUUUGAAAUCCCAAACUUCCGCUCUUUCGAGUUCACCGGACGGAGACAAUGGACCCCAACACUUCCCCGCCGUGCCCUACCACCGCCACCGUUCGUCGGAACCCUCACCGAAGAGCUCGCGCCACUCCCAAAACGACUCCGCAAAGCUUCGACUUACGUGAAAUCCCGCCAUUCCCCCACGACGACGUUUUGUCUGCACAAACACCAGAGAGCAAGUCAACGUCUCUCCCAAAAUUGGAUAACCAAAACUUAAAGGUUUUCCUCAGAAUCCGACCCCUCCCAUCCUCGCCUAUUCAAGCACCGCGCGUGAGAACCAAAAGCGCGUGGCCUCAGAACCCAAUCAAGAAGAACACAGCCGCAGGGACUAAAAUUUCGAAGAAAAAGAGCUCCGGCACGUGCAUAUUGGUCAACGAUUCACAGUCGGUGACAUUAUCAACCGCUUUGAGCUUGCAAGAGUCGAAGCGAAUAAAAUCAGAGACUUAUGGAGGCUUCUCACACGUUUUUUCUUCCGAUUCUUCCCAGUUUCAAGUGUAUGAGAGAAUGGUGAAACCUAUGGUGGAGGAGUUUCUGAAGGGUAGGAGUGGAAUGUUUGCUGCACUUGGGCCCAGUGGGUCAGGGAAGACUCAUACAGUGUUUGGAUGCGCAAGGGAUCCUGGAAUGGUACCUCUUAUACUACGCCAUAUUUUCAAGGAGACUGAGCCAGAUGCCAAACAAGAAUCCAGGUCCUUUUACAUGUCGAUAUUUGAGAUUUAUUCUGAACGGAGUAAAGCAGAGAAAGUGUUUGAUUUAUUACCGGAUGGUGGUGAACUAAGCAUGCAGCAAUCAACUGUGAAAGGACUGAAAGAGGUUCUUAUCUCUAAUGUUGAGCAGACAGAAUCCUUAAUAGCACAGGCAGUGCUAAAGCGUGCGACUGCGAUGACAAACACUAACAGUCAGUCCAGCCGAUCGCAAUGCAUCAUUAACAUAUGUGAUGUUCCCCAAAAAUGUAAAGGAGUGGUCAAUCCUAAGUCAAAUGGUGCUGUUUUGACUAUCGUUGACUUUGCUGGAGCUGAAAGAGAAAAAAGAACAGGGAAUCAGGGGACAAGAUUGCUUGAAAGCAAUUUUAUCAACAACACCUUAAUGGUGUUUGGCUUAUGCUUAAGAUCAUUAUUGGAGCAUCAAAAAAACCCCAAGAAGCCAUUGCAGAAGCACUUCCAGAACUCAAUGUUAACCAGGUACCUGCGAGAUUAUCUGGAGGGCAAGAAGCGCAUGACCUUGAUUUUAACAGCAAAGUCAGGAGAGGAAGAUUACCUUGAUACUUCUUACUUAUUGAGACAAGCUUCUCCUUACAUGCAAAUCAAGUAUAAUGAAGUUGAAACAUCAAACAUGGUUCCCAGAAAAAGGCAUUAUCAAACUUUAUCCAUAAUGGAUAAUGCAAAACUGUCACCUUUAUCAGAACAUUUAAAGAAAAUGAGACUUGUUAGUGAACAUACCGAGCAGAAUGAUGAAAAGAAUGUUGAAGAAAGGAAUUCUUUUAAGGAGGACGCUUCAACAAUCUGCAAAUUGGGUGCUAAUAGUUCUGUCUCUUUCAAGUCAGAGUGUGAUAGCCAGCUCCAGACUGAGAGAAGCCAUAUUAUUAUGCAGAAUUUUGCUAAAGUUAUAUGGAAUGUUUUGAAGCAAUAUAAUUCCAAACUGAAGGUUGCAGAAAUGGAAAUAGAAAGUCGCAAAGAAAGCAUUGGAUUUGAAAAGAAAAAAUUCUUGGAGCUGGAAAGACAGUUCAAUGAGUUUAAGGCCUGUUGUACUUGCUGCAAAGGAGGAAAAGUAAAAACAGAACCAGUAUAUUGUUCGUCAGUGGAUGUUGAUCAACCCAAUAACUGGAAGCAAGAGGAAAAAUUUCAUGCACAUUCAUCAUCUGAGCUUAGAGUUAACCAGUCGGAUGAAGAGGAACCCAUGCUUGCUACUAAGUUAGAUUCUGAAAACUUAGACAGGGAAGUUUUGGCUUCAUCAAAACCUGAACAUCAUAAUGAUUUGGAGGUUGAUGCUGGGAGCAAGAUACCAAGUGAAUCAUUUCAUACACAGAAAUUGCUUGAGCCUAGACCUGACCAGUCAGAUGAACAGCCUACACUUGGUACUUCCUCUACACAGUUAGAUUCUGAAAAAUCAGAUAGCGAAGUUUCAACCUCCUUGUCAAAACACGAGGAUCACAAUACUUUGGAGGUUGGGAGUGUGAGCAUGAUACCAAGUGGAACAUUUCAGUCAUCAUCUGAGCCUAGACUUGACCAGUCAGACGAAGAGCCUAUGCUCAGUCCUUCCUGUACAGAGUUGGAUUCUGAGAAGCCUGAGAGGAAAAUUUUGGCAUCCUCGUCAAAACAAACACAUCAUAAUCCUUUGGAGGUUGAGGCUGAGAGCGAGAUGCCAAUUAACUCGUUCGUCUCUUCGUCAUUGACAAAAGAUGACAUUUUGCAUCCUUUGUCGCUCAAAGAUGUUUUAUCUACUGAAACCCAUAACCUUGUGAGUGAUUCACGUGACGAGAUAGGUAUCAAUGACUCUCGCAAACCUGCUAAGCCAAAAAGGACACUUAUGCCUUCCUCAUCCAUGUUAUCAAGGGACUUGAGUGCCUUUGAUCUUUGCAACGAAUCCGAGAAAAUAAAGGGAAAUAGGAGCACAAGGAAGUUAGCCGCACAUGAUCCUAUAAGAUCGAAGGGAAGGAUCUCUUUGCUCCACAUGUUGCAAGGGAGAAAAAGCAAUCUUCAUCUAUAGCUUAGCCGUUGAAUCUUCGGAAGGGAUAGCCACUGAACUUUUUUUUGUGCAGUGUGUUGAUUUGCCAUUUUGGAACGUACCUUCUGCCUUGUAGUUGGUUAAUUUGAGUUCGCUGGUUACCGUUCUCAAGUUUUUUUGUGAAAGUUAACAACAUAGUUGUUUGCUGGUAAAUAGUUAUUUUUCAGUUGCACUCCACAGGAAAAAUGUACAAAUUGUGUAUGAAUAUAUACGUCCUAAAUAAAUGAGUAUCAUUGUUUUG
This is a messenger RNA of Abrus precatorius (Indian licorice), 3110 nucleotides long. RefSeq names its product kinesin-like protein KIN-6. The transcript is spliced from 22 exons. The record is from RefSeq and is a predicted model, not a curated record. Lineage: Eukaryota; Viridiplantae; Streptophyta; Magnoliopsida; Fabales; Fabaceae. Gene Ontology annotation, molecular function: microtubule binding; ATP binding; ATP hydrolysis activity. Bases 161 to 2851 code for a protein of 896 amino acids. Gene Ontology annotation, biological process: microtubule-based movement. Gene Ontology annotation, cellular component: kinesin complex; microtubule.